AUGGCGUAUAACAAGGGUUUCAAUCCAGACAGACUGCCCAUGCAUGCAGAGCCUGAGCAGGCUGCUCAAGCAAUGGCGCAAAGCCAACCCCCGCCAGGCUCAAGGCCUCCUCGCACCAGCUCAGCGCGCCCGGAAUACAACAAGCCCACGCCAUCUGUACCUAGCCAGCGAUACGAUCCUCGCCCAGACGAACGUUAUGGCGGCGGGGGUGGGCGCGGCGGCGGGGGAGGCUAUGAGAGCCGUCCCCCACCAGGCGCAUUUCAGGACUCACGAUAUGACGGCCGCGCGAGCAGUGAUCGCUACGACACCAGGCAUGACCCUCGCUAUGGAGUUGGAUCGCCUCCACCAGCGAAUUAUGGUCAGGGACCGCCGCCGCAAGGUUAUCAUGGACGACCGCCGAUUGCGCAACAGGCGCGGCCGCCGCCCACGCCUGCGCCGCCAAGAGAUGCGAAUGAUCGGGAAGCGCUAUGGAGACUGUUUGGCGCCGUGGACAAAGACAACAACGGCAGUCUCACCGAAGCCGAACUGCGAACCGCCCUUGUAAACGGCGACUGGUCCCCCUUUGACCCGCACACUGUCCGCAUGAUGAUUCGAAUGUUCGACACUGACCGCUCGGGUUCCGUCAACUUUGAUGAGUUCUGUGGCCUUUGGGGGUUCCUCUCCGCCUGGCGCGGCCUUUUCGACCGCUUUGACGCCGACCACUCCGGUAGCAUCUCCUUCGCCGAGUUCAACGAAGCGCUCGUUGCCUUUGGAUACCGCUUGAGUCAGCAGUUUGUGUCACUGUUGUAUACAACCUAUGACCGCGGUGGGCAGAACGGGCUGAGUUUUGAUUUAUUUGUUCAGGCUUGCAUUAGUCUGAAGAGGAUGACGGACGUAUUUAAGAAGUACGAUGAGGACCGGGAUGGCUACAUUACGUUGAGUUUCGAGGAGUUCCUCACAGGUGCGCAAGCUUUAUUCCUAUUCAACUCGAUCUCCGCCCAGACUGAUACCGGCUUCUAUUAG
This is a messenger RNA of Cucurbitaria berberidis CBS 394.84, 1002 nucleotides long. Its product is annotated as EF-hand. Lineage: Eukaryota; Fungi; Ascomycota; Dothideomycetes; Pleosporales; Cucurbitariaceae. The transcript has 5 exons. Gene Ontology annotation, molecular function: calcium ion binding. The record is from RefSeq and is a predicted model, not a curated record. Bases 1 to 1002 code for a protein of 333 amino acids.